GAUAAUGCUAGACCACAUCGUUCACGAGCAGUCAACGAUUUAAUGAGGACCAGUGCAAUUACAACUUUACCAUGGCCUGCUACGAGUCCGGAUUUAAAUUCAAUAGAACAUGUUUGGGAUUUCAUUGGGCGACGAGUACGAGCACGUGAACCUCCUGUUCAA
This is a messenger RNA of Lottia gigantea (owl limpet), 162 nucleotides long. RefSeq lists its product as hypothetical. NCBI's taxonomy places the organism in Eukaryota, Metazoa, Mollusca, Gastropoda, Lottiidae. The annotation marks the transcript as partial. Gene Ontology annotation, molecular function: nucleic acid binding. The record is from RefSeq and is a predicted model, not a curated record. The transcript has a single exon.